GUAAUGGUAGUUCGUGUGGUGUUGUGUGGCGUGGUUACUUUAUUAAUCGCUGUUAAAAAUGUAUGAUUUUAUCUAAUUGUUUGAGCAGUUACAAGAACACGUGGUAGUUGUGCGGGAUGGAGAAAAGCGCGGGCGGCGGCAUGGCGCGAGUUAAAGAGGAACCCGAGCCCGAGUGGAUUUUUGACCACGUUGUUAAGGAGGAAGCAGUAUUCAUGGAUCAAGAGGAGCAUGUGAAGGAGGAGUGUGAGGACAGCACAGACGGGUGCGGCGUGAGCGAGGCAGCCAUGCAGGCCGGCCUGUACCCCAAACACGAGGUGAAGGACGAGCUCGUGCUGGGCCCGGAGCGCCCGCACCGCCCGAUAGUCGACCAGGUGGUGAGAGGCCAGGCGUUAGCUGCGCAGGGUGCGGGGGCGCAACUCGCUUGUGACUGCUCCGUGCGCCUCGCGAGCCACGCCGCGCGAGACCACAAGCCUAGAGGGACCGCCGGCUACGAUACCACCACUCCACCCCACGCAGACUAUGAUAUUGAAGUCAAAAUAUAUGUUAAACCUGAGAAAGAACUGACAUGUGAUCUCUGUGGAGAGAGUUUUGAUUUGAAAUCUGAUCUAAUAAAACAUGUCGCAGCCCACAUUCAUGUGCCUACAAGCGCGGAGCGGGAAGCGGGCAGAUCUGAUGACGUCACAAGCAAUAGGCAAACUCCAAAGAAGAAACCGAGCGGCAGACUCGAAAAUUACCAAUGUGCCCACUGUAAAUAUAAAACAGCUACACGACUAUGCUUAAUUAGGCAUUUGAGAAAUAUGCAUACUAAUGAGAGGCCAUACAAGUGUAGUCAGUGUGCCUAUGCUAGCAGCCAAAAAAUUCACUUGCAGGUUCAUGCAAGCAAACACACUGGUGAAAAGCCAUACAAAUGUGACCAAUGUAGUUAUGCUAGCGCCCGCAAACAAACUUUGAACUUACAUAUAAGAAAACACACUGGUGAAAAGCCAUACAAAUGUGAUCAGUGUAGUUACACUUGUAUCCAAAGAGGUUCGUUGUUACAUCAUAUAAGGAAACACACAGGUGAAGAACCGUACAAAUGUGAUCAAUGUAGUUAUACCUGUGCCCACAAAGGUACUUUGCUAAUUCAUACAAGAAAACACACUGGUAAAAAUCUUCACAAAUGUGACCAGUGUAGUUUUGUUAGUGGCAACAAAGGAACUUUUCAAAAUCAUAAAAUUACACACACUGGUAGAAAACCUUAUAAAUGUGACCAGUGUAGUUUCGCUAGCGGCCGUAAACGUAAUUUGCAGGUUCAUGUUAGGACACAUACUGGUGAAAAGCCGUACAAGUGUGGACAUUGCAAUUACGCUAGUGCCCGCAAAAGCUCGUUGAAUCUCCAUGUAAAGAAUCACACCGGGGGAAAGCCAAACAAAUGUGAUCAGUGCAGUUUUGCUAGUAAUUCUAAAAGUGGUCUACUAGUCCACAUGAUAAAACACAGUGGUAAAAUGCCUUACAAAUGUGGCAAGUGUAGUUACGCUACAUGGCAAAAAUAUUUUUUGCAAGUUCAUGUAAGGAAACACACUGGUGAUAAGCCCUUCAAGUGUGACCAGUGUAGUUAUGCUGGUGCCUUCAAAUGUGAUUUACUAAGUCACAAACGAAAACACACAGGAGAAAAACCUUACAAAUGUCGCCAGUGCAGUUAUGCUAGUAAUUUUAAAAGUGGCUUGCGAGCCCAUAUGAAAAAACACUCUGGUGAAUUGUCUUACAAAUGUGACCAGUGUAGUUACGCUAGUUCGCAAAAAUAUUGUUUGCAAGUUCAUAUAAUGAAACACACUGAUGAAAAGCCGUUCAAGUGUGAUCAUUGUAGUUAUGCUAGUGCCCACAAAGCUGCUUUACUUGUUCACAAACGAAAACACACAGGUGAAAAACCUUACAAAUGUGGGCAGUGCAGUUAUGCCAGUUCCCAAAGAAAAUAUUUGCGAGUUCACGAAAGGAAACACACUGGUGAAAAGCAGUACAAUUGUGACCAGUGUAGUUAUGCUACUAACCGAAAAGAUACUUUGGAAGUUCAUGAAAGGAAACACACUGGUGAAAAGCCGUACAAGUGUGACCAGUGUAGUUAUGCUAGCUGCCGAAAAGAUACUUUGGAACUUCAUAUAAGGCGACACACUGGUGAAAAGCCUUACAAGUGUGACCAUUGUAGUUAUGCUAGCCGGCGAAAAGAUAAUUUGGAAGUUCAUAUAAGGAAACACAGGUGAAAAAAAAAGUGGCUAGUGCAGUUACAUGCUAGUAAUCAUAAAAGUAGCCUGCUAGUCCAUUUAAAACCGACACUCGUUUAAUGUCGGCAACAAGAAUGGAGGUAAGUUUUGAAUGAUUCACGGUUAGUUUCACUAUUUUGUAUUGUUUUCGAGCUCCCGAUAUUUAGAAUAGAAUAGAAUAGUUUUUAUUCGUAAACACACAGACAAUAUACAUGCAUUAAAACAACAUAAUGAAAAUAAAGUGUCACGAAAUGGCCCCAUCUCAGCAUGCUGCUGGCGACUUCCAGCGCACAUAUAUAGCAGCGCGAUAUUUCGACGCAGUUACAUGCAUCUUGUUCACGGGUAACUGAAGAUAGCGGAUGGGUGUCAAAGUUGUGUUGUGUGUGUGUGUGUUGUGUAGAUCGCGCUCGGUCUACCCUCAUUCACAACAACAACAACCUUAAGUGUGAUAGUAUAAGUAUAUAUUAAAGGCGUUACUAAUUAAAUGUCCUUGUUACGAUAUAAAUGAAUUUGAAAACCUAAGUGAUAAUUUGCAGUAUUAAGUAGUGGUUUUUUUUUAUGAAAUAGGAGGCAAACGAGCAGACGGAUCACCUGAUGGUAAGCGAUUACCGUCGCCGAUGGACACCCGCAACACUGGAGGGGUUGUAAGUGCGUUGCCGGCCUUUAAGAUGGGAAUACGCUCUUUUCUUGAAGGUUUGAAGGUCAUAUCGGUCCGGAAAUACCGCAGGCGCCAGUUCAUUCCACUAUUUGUUGCAUGCAUCUUUUGUUUGUAAUUUAAUCGAAUCGAUGACACUGACAUUUUGUAAUUUAAUUAUUAAUUUAUAACAUUAUGCUAUGAUUAUUAACUUGAACCAAUAACUGACAUAUUGAAAUUGU
Cydia strobilella is the source of this 3113-nucleotide messenger RNA. Its product is annotated as zinc finger protein 260-like. The transcript has 4 exons. Lineage: Eukaryota; Metazoa; Arthropoda; Insecta; Lepidoptera; Tortricidae. Gene Ontology annotation, biological process: regulation of transcription by RNA polymerase II. Gene Ontology annotation, molecular function: DNA-binding transcription factor activity, RNA polymerase II-specific; RNA polymerase II transcription regulatory region sequence-specific DNA binding. The coding region runs from base 117 to 2237 and encodes 706 amino acids. The record is from RefSeq and is a predicted model, not a curated record.